AUGUACAGAAUAGAUGUUUCAGAUUUUUAUGACUUCCAAGCAUUCAGAAAUAUGUGUCCAUUUCGAGACUAUAACAAAGCAGUCGAGAAUUUGAAACGUUUAGUCAUUUAUGUCGACUCUGCCCCAGAAUGUUAUGUUAUGAAAGAAUGGGAUGUAGUCUUUAACAAACCUAAAGCAACAAUAGUUUCAGAACAAGAAUGUAGACAGAAACUUAAGAAAAUAAAAGUCGUACAAGUUGGCAUGAAGAUGUUAGAUGCUUGGGAUAUCUUAUUGUCAAAACUUGAAGAUUUUUUCAGUUCGAGGUAUAAAGUUCUAUACACCUUCUCCAAACUUCUAUUCUAUCUUCACUGGAAUAUAAAUCAUGAACAAGUAGAAUGGAAAGAAAAUAUUAUAGAAGCUUGGUUAGACCAUGUCAAAGAAAUUAUAUGCAAUGGAAACGAAAAGGUUUAUGAGUAUAUCUUAUGUUGGUUUGCAAACAUCUUACAACAUCCAAGUGCUAAAAAUGAAACUGCUCUCAUUAUAAUUGGAAAACAAGGAACUGGUAAGAACACAUUCUUUACAGAUAUUUUGUGCAAACUGUUAGAGGGCUAUUCGAACCCGAAUAUGACAAACUUAGAAAACAUCUGUGGCAAGUUUAACUCCUCAAUAGAGAAUAUGAAACUUAUAGUUUGCAAUGAACUUCAAAGUAUAGAUACAACAAAAGUUUUAAACUCAGAUGCUUUGAAGAGUCUUAUAACAGACAAAGUUGGAGUUGUUGAAAGAAAAUAUAAAGACCAAAGAGUUUGUGAAAAUGUUGCAAACUUCAUUAUGGUUUCAAACAAUGCUGUUCCGAUGAAGUUAGAAAGUUCUGACAGAAGAUAUGUAGUUGUCAGAACGUCAGAUUCUCAUAUGCAAGAUACAGAAUAUUUUGACGACUUAGCAGAAACUUUGACAUCUGACUUUUACAACCACUUGUUCUCAUACUUUAUGACAUUAGAUAUUUCAAAGUUCAAUCCAAGACAAAUUCCACAUACCGAAGAGAGACAAACAUUGUUAGAAGCAAACAAGAGUGUAUAUGAACUGUUCAUAGAUGAAACUGACUUUGAGUGUUUAGAUGAAAGGUCAUUGUACGAUUCGUAUAAACAAUAUUGUCAAGAAUAUGGUUAUAUGACAGCGUCUAAACGAACAUUCUUGGCAAAUGUCAAAAGUCUUUUAGAUGUUCAGAAUGGUGUAUAUACAAAGAAAAAUUUUUAUGAGUAA
Trichomonas vaginalis G3 is the source of this 1239-nucleotide messenger RNA. RefSeq lists its product as uncharacterized. The coding region runs from base 1 to 1239 and encodes 412 amino acids. The record is from RefSeq and is a predicted model, not a curated record. The transcript has a single exon. Lineage: Eukaryota; Parabasalia; Trichomonadida; Trichomonadidae.